Molecule: messenger RNA, 1616 nt
Organism: Achroia grisella
Lineage: Eukaryota; Metazoa; Arthropoda; Insecta; Lepidoptera; Pyralidae
Exons: 5
Coding region: 119-949 (276 amino acids)
Source: RefSeq, a predicted model, not a curated record
GUGAGACGUCUUUCAACUAAAUUAAAUUAAUUCUAAAUUAAAAAAUCUAUCGACGCUUAGUGAUCUAACAAAAAUUUAUUUAUUCAACUUUUGAAUAGUUUUACAGGAGUGAUCGACCAUGAAGGCCUUAGUUUGUUUUGUUGUUUUCAUUAUAGGAUCAGUUCACCCUGACAUGUCCGGGGAAUGCGAUCUGGCUGGAUUCUAUCUCGAGUUGGGCUGCACUCCAAUACCGAAGGUGGACAACUCAACAACAUGUCCGGAUGCUUUCCAAUGCCCCGAUCUACAUCCAGACCCGACAAUGUGUUACUACAGGGGAGCUGCAUAUGGCGACAGAUCAUCAAUACCCCAGAAUUUGAUCAACAACCCGUGCUCGCAGUCGUGCAGUUGUACUGUCUCGGGGGAGCCACGCUUCGAGUGCGCGGCCGUCGACUGCGUGGAGACCUUCGAUAGUGAUCUCAAACAGCAGUGCAUCGACACAUUUGAUUUGGACUCGUGUUGUAGCACGGGUAAUGUUUGUGGCAAAGAUGCAAUUGCCAGUCUGAAGACUUGCGAAGUGGAUGGACAGACAUACAGAGCCGGUGAAAGGUUCGAGCCAAAGAAUACGAGAAAAACUUGCAUAUGUACAGGGGACUGGAAUGGUUCAGUGGAGAAUAAUGCUUACUGCAGAGAAAUCAACUGCGGUAUAGAAAUACACUAUCAGGAGAAGAUUUUGGAUAACUGCGCACCAGUCUUCGUAGGAAAUAGGCGGAGUUGUCCCAUCGCUUUUCAAUGUGCAACACCUACGGCAAAAGUCAUCCGUGGUUUGAAUCUGCGUAAUGUGAACUCACAAUGCGUGUUCGGGAAUAUGACACUGGCCGUUGGAGAUGAGGUAGCUGUAGAUGAGACCUGUACCAAGUGCUCCUGUGAGGUGCCACCAUUUGUAUCGUGUACCAAGGCAAAUUCAUGUUAAUUAUAGCUAGAUGCUUUUAUUCUACAUUUUUUUGGUCCUUAGAGCCGGAUGUAGUAGGCAUCCGGCUCAAAGGACCAAAAAUGUAAGGGUUGAUCCCUACACUUGGUUGAUAAAAUAAUAAUGUUGUUGAUAAUAUACGAGAAUGAUUAAAUAAAUGACACGUCCCGUCGUCUGUACUUAUUGAUAACACUGAUUUUUUACUAAUUAGUAAAAUGAUACAUUUGAAAUACAGUGCGAUCAGAUUACUGGAUAAGUUAUUUAUAUAAACAUAUAUUAUUGUACAGUGUUCCGUCCAACGCAUAUAAAUACACUGUGCAGGUUUCGUCGAUGUUAAACUUUCCAUAAGAACAUGGAAAUCAAAAUAUUAGAAUAUUUCUAUAUAGGUUCCUAUAUUAAUCUGUUUUUUUACAAGUGACAGUGCAGAACAUUUUAUAGGACAAUAAGAUGUUUUGAGGUAGAUCCGGACACAUUCGAUUUCUCCUAAAACUAAGCAAUAUUUUUACCGCUGACGACGCUACUUUAGUUAGCCCAUCGGCUCCGUUCGGUUUUGUAAUGGAAUUGGAUCAGUCGAAUAAAGUGAUAACAAAUAUUAAAUUAAUUUUUAAGUAGUAUAAUACUUGUUUUUUUAACUAUCGAAUGUUACCCCAAAAAACCUUAUGUCAUAUAU